UUAGAUAGUGUUAAAAUGUUAAGUAUUUUCAACAAAUAAAUUAAAUUAAUAAAACUAGAAAUGGCUAGCUCGUUGGAAAGUAAAAUAAUAGAUUUACAAGCUCGUUUGCAGCGAGAAAAUGAAGCUAACGAUAAGGAUCCAAUUUCUCAUGACAUUGGAGGAGGAUUUGGAAGUCCCAGACCUGGAUCUGGAAAAAGGCCCCAAAAGUUGGGCGAGAUGAGUACACCAAGAAGGGCUAAACCAAUAGACCUGCCAGUUAUGUUCCCCCAACCUAAACAACAAGACGCUCAAGAGAUAGAUAACAAAAUGAAAGAAAUCAUCAAGCUCAGCGGUGUGCUCUGUAUUGACGGAAAGAAAUAUCAUUCUGAAAUCAGAGACCUUGAAGAUCUCGGGGAACUUGGCAACGGAACUUGCGGCCACGUUGUCAAAAUGCUUCACAAACCUAGCCAAAAAGUUAUAGCAGUUAAGCAAAUGAGGCGUUCAGGCAACAGUGAGGAGAACAAACGUAUCAUCAUGGACCUGGACGUUGUGCUCAAGUCGGAAUGUCCGUACAUCGUGCAAUGCCUCGGCUGUUUCAUCACAGAAGCCGAUGUGUGGAUCUGUAUGGAACUGAUGGCUACUUGUUUCGACAAACUGCUCAAGCGACUCAGGUCGCCCAUACCCGAACAAGUGCUCGGCAGGAUUACAUUGGCUACUGUGAAGGCUCUACACUACCUGAAGGAGAACCACGACGUAAUCCACAGAGAUGUCAAGCCUUCCAACAUCCUGGUGGACGAGAAGGGCAACGUGAAACUGUGUGACUUUGGCAUCUCGGGAAGACUUGUAGAUUCCAAAGCCAAGACCAAGAACGCUGGAUGUGCUGCUUAUAUGGCGCCGGAGAGGAUAGACCCGCCAGACCCCCGGCGGCCGGCGUACGACAUCCGUGCGGACGUUUGGAGCCUCGGCAUCACACUGGUGGAGAUGGCCACAGGGGUGUUUCCGUACAAGGACUGCAAGUGUGACUUUGAGGUGCUAAGUAAGGUGAUGCAGGACGAUCCUCCAGCUUUGCCCACUGACCAAGGCUUCACUCAGGACUUCCAGAGCUUUGUCAAGUGGUGCUUAACGAAGAACUACAAAAACAGGCCAAAGUACAGAGACUUGUUGGACCACCCGUUCCUCAAGUUGUAUGAGAGAGAGAGCGUCAACGUAGCCUCAUGGUUCGGCCUCACGCUGAGUCAGAUAGAACCUCCGGCUGCUGUCACCCCUAUACCUACCCCUCUACCUGUGGCUGUCCCUGUGCCUGCCACUGUACCAGCUGCCGUACCUGUGUCCAUGGUGCAGAGGUUUACGCCACCUCCCCCCUCGCCAUCCACUCGAAGACACGCCCCUCUGCCUCUACAACACCACCGGUCGCUGUCGGAAACCUGCUCGUACCAAAGUAACGGAGAGCUGCCCAGCGGACGGUAUUCUCCCUUCAGAAUGGGCGAUCCACCUCCUAUCUCCCCUCGCUACCAAAACACAGCUCCUGAGUGGGACAGGAGUAGGAUGUACAGUGGAAUCAUGCCUUCGCCCAUCCCCACCAGGAAGAGGUUCCAGGACCCUUUGCCUGGCAACACUAGUCCCCUGAUGCUGCAGAGAUUCCACCAUCAGCAGAGUCAGCACAACAGGUCGACGUCGGUGUCACCAUGCAGGCAAUACACCUCGGAGACUGUUAAGUUGGAGGACUCUGGCAACAAGAAGCGGUACUCUUCCUUCGUCAAGCUCCAGGUGGGGGGAAGCCUACCUCCCCCUCACAGCCCCGAGCCCCCGCCUCGCCACAACCGUAUGACCUCACCACUGCUCAGGAGGAACUUCAUAGAAACCUCGUCACCGUCUCCGGCCCGCAGGACCUUCCAGGAGAGCAGUCAGUCACCACUGCUGUCUCGGAGGCAUGUAUCACCAGCACCCCCGCAGCCCCCACCUCGUAGACUAUCAGACUGCAACUCCGUACCAGGGUCACCCCGUCGCCCCGCCAGGUUCCAACACACACCCGAGCCACAGCGCAGAGUGGUGCACAAUCGUGAAGUGGUAAGUUCGUUCCUCGGUAGUGCCAAACAACUAGUAAACAAAGCGGUUUGGUACUCGCAUCGUCUGGUGUCUGGCUCGUCGAGCCGCUCGGAAAAACAUCAAACUCACCACGUAGCUCUCGGAAACUGAGUUGCCAACUUGCAACUCACAAGGGUAUUCUUGGCAUGAACCAACUAUCAAAAACCUUUUCAAAAGACACAAAUUAAUCUACUUUGUUUUGCUGGUAGAUUAUGACAGAAAUGUUGUUGUAUUACAUAAACCUAACAAUAACUGAUUGACUUGGAAAUUGUGUAGAUUUUUAACCAUGCCAAAGCAUCAAAUAAUUGGUGAUCAAGAGUUCACACAUAUUUUUCAGAAUCAAAUUUCCUCUGGAAUUGUCGUAUAUGAUUGUAAACUAUGCAACUCGAAUUGAUCAUACUAAAUCCUUGGUGAAUGAUCACUCAAAAAGGUUGUUGAGAAUCAGUAUUUUAAGUUUAACAAACCCCAUCAAAUAUUGUUGCUCGUGGAAUCAUUUUGUUGUCAAUAUUACUUUUGACAGAUUUGUUCACUUGUGUAAUUGAUUUUAUGAUUCCUUAUCAUAUCCAUUUUUCAUUUUCCUUCAUUACCCGAUUUUUUGUAUCCGAUCAAAAUUACACUUUGGACCCGCUUUUAUCACCAAAGAUUAAAUCCAUGGUCAGUUUUCAGUGGGUUUUCUUGUGCCAUUGUGUUUGAUGCAGACCAGUUUUGUAACAAACGUUUUUAGCAUGUCCAAAGAUUUGAUUUACAACUGAUCAGUAUGUUUUACCACCUUUAGAGUUUAACAGUUUGUAUCAUUGUAAAUAAUCACUAUCAUUUUUGUGUGUAUGUGUUGCAGUUAUAUUGGCCUUCAAUUCAAAGUAAAUAUUUUUUCCCAGAUAGUCCCUGAAACUUUAUCAAAACUGUGUGUCAGAAGUUUUUUUAUUAUCUAUCAACAAGUUGAAUCCCAAAUUGUUUACCUUAUAAAUGUAUUAAUAUUUUUUGUUUUAAACUAUAUACUAUAUUAUUUGUAGGUAUAAACAAUUUUACCAUUAAAGAUUUUAUCAAAAUAUGUUUUCAAUUUCAAAUAUUGUGGCUGAACGCAAUUUUAUGUGAUAGUUAAUUUUACAUGUAAUACAAAAGUUCAAACCAUUUUUGUAUAUAAUCAUGGAAGAUUUACUUAUUAGGUUUCGAUUAGUUUUAUCGUGUACUUAACGCAAUUUAUAUAAUCUUAAAUAUAACCCUUUUUUUAAAUCCCUCGCUAUUCCAAAAUAAAUGGAGUGCAUGUCGCAGGUUGAUAAGAGAUGGCUUUCGAUGGUUUUUCAAAAUUAUAUCGUUUUAAGUAUGGUAUUUUUCGCUUGUGAAACAAAUUGCCUCUGCUGAUAUUAUAGGUGUCAUUAUUCAGUUUUACCACAAAGAAGUAAGAUACAGAGAAUACACGCUUAUGGGACAAGCGUGCGCUUUUAGCUCUGGUACGUUUUGGCGGAAAUGUACAAGUAUCGAGCAAGGAAGAGCACGAACGGUGAUGGCCACAUCAUUUUUGUAUAGCAGUUGUAGUGCACAAGGUCUUCCGAAUGUAUGAGCGCAGUACGUGAUGGCGAUAGGAGAGCGGAUGAGAGUAGAAUUUGCUCUAGACGCCAGCGACUGGUGCUAGACACCACUACGAAUGUAUCUGUUUCUUACUUCUCUGUGGUUUUACGCUUGUAUUUAUGUAAUCACGUCUCUGUACAGUGCCUGAUAUAAAAGAUGUAACUGUAAUUACUUGUAACAAAUUGGAUUCUGUAAGUGCACUGAAAAUGUCAAUUUUAAGGUGUUUUUUAAUUUUUCGAUGGAAAUUCAAUCCCGGGCCAGUUUGUUGUAGUUUAUCCUGAGAUUGUAGGAUUAUGACAUUUUCGGGGUUAAAAAGUAUCCAAGCUAUAAUGAAAUGAGUUUAACAAAAUAAUUUACACGAUUUUCAAAUAAAAAUGAUGAUAAUUUCACAGAAAACAGUAA
Messenger RNA from Macrosteles quadrilineatus (aster leafhopper), 4032 nucleotides. Its product is annotated as dual specificity mitogen-activated protein kinase kinase 7-like. The record is from RefSeq and is a predicted model, not a curated record. The transcript has 12 exons. Gene Ontology annotation, biological process: protein phosphorylation. Bases 61 to 2175 code for a protein of 704 amino acids. Gene Ontology annotation, molecular function: protein kinase activity; ATP binding. NCBI's taxonomy places the organism in Eukaryota, Metazoa, Arthropoda, Insecta, Hemiptera, Cicadellidae.